Molecule: messenger RNA, 878 nt
Organism: Spodoptera littoralis (African cotton leafworm)
Lineage: Eukaryota; Metazoa; Arthropoda; Insecta; Lepidoptera; Noctuidae
Source: the annotation of a GenBank genome assembly
CAAAUGUAUAAUGAAAUUAAUUAUAAUUUUCAUUGUUAACAGUGGCAGGCAUGUCUGAGGUGUGGGUGGAGCUGAAUGCGCCACGUUUUGUGGUGCACCGCCACAAUGCCAAGCUGCGCUGCGAACACAAUGUUGAUCCUGAAUCACUAUAUAAGGUGGUGUUCUUCAAGAACGGUCAACGCAUCAUGAAGUUCGUUAGAGGGAGGGAUCCUCCCUUCGAACUUUAUAACGUCACCGGCGCUGAGAUCAGUCUCAUAAACCUGUCUCCAACGUCGAUCACGCUGGAGAGGCUGGACUUCUCAGCAUCAGGUCCAUACGCCUGCGAAAUCGCUCUUGAAACUCCUCUCUACUCCAAAGUGUCCAAGAUACAUGAACUGACUGUCAUUGUUCGUCAGAAAAACCGUCCAAAGAUAAAAAUAAAGCACAAAAAGUUAUCUUCGAGCGACCAACUGGAGGCGACAUGUCAGAGUGGCCCUGCUCACCCCGCACCGCACCUCACCUGGUUUAUAAAUAAUAACAAGGUCGACGAAAGUCUAACAACCCCGUACGGAACGAUGAAGGUCCAUCGUCAUCACCACGGGAUACCGUUAUCCGUGACGAACACCUCACUGCACUUUCCAUUGCCCAGCCUGCAACUAUUCCCCAACCGGACUGUGGAGAUCACCUGUCUAAGCACCAUACCAAGCUACGCAAGCGAGGGUGAAGGAUUUGCUGAUAAACAGAAUAGUACUGUCACAGUCAACGUGGUUCGCAUCGAACCGGCGCCAACUCAGCUGCCUGUCAAAAUCGUUAGUUCGCAAUUUAAUUUAUCGGCUCGAUGUGACGUAGAGCGUUUAUUAGUUGUUUUAGCGAUAUUUUUGUGCCAUAUUUAUACCUAA